CUGGUCUCUGCACCAUGAGAAACAGGUAUCUAAGUCUGCUUUCAGGACUCUUGGUGCUGCUGCUGUUUCCAAUGGGACCUACAGCCCAGAACAGUAAAGCCUGUGCUUUGCGGUGCCCUCCGAAAUCCUCAUGUGUCAAUGGCAACGCCUGCCGCUGUGAUCCAGGAUUCAUUUCUUCUUCUGGGGAGGUCUUCACGGACCCCUUGGAGAGCUGUGAUGACAUCAAUGAGUGUGGACCACCCUCACUAGCGUACUGUGGAAGUUCAGCAGACUGCCAGAACACAGAAGGGGGAUACCACUGCACAUGCAGCCCAGGAUUUGAGCCUACUUCUGGGGCAACAAUAUUCCAGAAUGAGAGUGAGAACACAUGUCAAGACGUGGACGAAUGUCAGCACAGACCCAGAGUCUGUAAAGGCCGCAGCAUCUGCAUCAACACCAAGGGCAGCUACACCUGCCAGUGCCCACCCGGCUUGGAGUUUAACCCAGAGGACCCGAGGGAUUGCACAGAGAAAGAAUGCACCUCUGGGAGAAACCCAUGCCACAGCUCCGCCCACUGCCUCAGCUUCAUUGGCAGCUUUGAGGGAUGCUGCUACCCCUGCUGGAAGCCUAUCCCUGGGUCCCCCAAAGGCUCAAACAACACAGCCUGUAAAGAUGUGGACGAGUGCAGCUCCGGGAAGCAUCAGUGUGACAACUCCACUGUCUGCGUCAACACUGUGGGUUCAUACAUGUGCCACUGCCGCCAAGGCUGGGUGCCUAAACCUGGAUUCCGAGAUAAGCAAAUGACCACCAUCUGCGAAGAGAUCCCCUUCCCCACCUGGACUGCUCCCCCUGGAAUCAAGAGCCAGGCGCUCUCUCACUUCUUUAAAAGAAUCCAGGAUCUGGGCAGAAACUUCAGCUCGGCCUCUGUCCUGAACACUGUUCGGGACCUCCUACAGGAGAUGGGUGAUCUGCUGGAGAACCCCAGGGACCUGAAAACCCUGCCCUUAUCAGAGCAGCGCUUUGUGGUCACUAACCUGCUCUUUGGCCUGGAAAAUGUCCUGAGAGGGGUGAGCAAGGCACUGCCUAAAGGGUCAUGGACCUUCAGUUCAUCUGCAGGCAUAGAAGUGUCACUGGAGGUGCAGGCGCCAAGCUACAGGAAUAUCACCUUGAUUCAGAAUAGGACUGAGAUGAUGCUGACCUGGGAUACAGUGCAUGAUUCUGGUGACUCAGGUCUUGCUGUGGUGGGCCUCCUGUCCACUCCAGGGAUGCACAGAUUCCUGGCUGAAGCCCCUUUGGUCCUGGAUGCUGAGGAACCGGCAACUCUACAUGAGACACACAGGGGUUUGCUGCAGGAAACCUCCCACAUACUGCUGUCAGAUGUCAUAUCUGCCUUUAUCACCAACAAGGAUGCUGAGAACCUCAAAUCCCCAGUCACCUUUGUCUUCCAACAUUCAGUGACCCCUGAGCCAAGACAGAAGGUGCACUGUGUUUACUGGGAGCGUGGCCAGAAUGGAAGUGGUCACUGGGACACCAGAGGCUGCUGGGUGACCAGCACCAGAGACAACAACACCACCUGCCAGUGCACCCACCUCAGCAUCUUUGCCGUCCUCAUGGCCCACUACAGUGUCCAGGAGGAGGAUCCUGCACUGACUGUGAUCACCUACAUGGGGCUGAGCCUCUCUCUGCUGUGCCUCCUCCUGGCGGCCCUCACCUUCCUUCUGUGCAAAGCCAUCCAGAACACCAGCACCUCGCUCCACCUGCAGCUCUCGCUCUGCCUCUUCCUGGCCCACCUGCUCUUCCUCACAGCCAUUGACAGAACUGAGAACAAGGUGCUGUGCGCCAUCAUCGCAGGUGCCUUACACUACCUCUACCUGGCCUCCUUCGCCUGGAUGCUGCUGGUGGGCCUGCACCUCUUCCUCUCUGCACGCAACCUGAUGGUGGUCAACUACUCCAGUGUCAACAGGUUCAUGAAGAAGGCCAUGUUCCCUGUGGGCUAUGGAGUCCCAGCUGUGAUUGUGGCCAUUUCUGCAGCAUCCAGGCCUCGUCUUUAUGGGACACCCACCAGCUGCUGGCUCCACUCAGAAAAGGGAUUUAAAUGGGGUUUCCUUGGACCAGUCUGUGCCAUCUUCUCUGUCAAUUUAGCUUUCUUUCUGAUGACCCUUUGGAUUUUGAAAAGCAGACUCUGUUCCCUCAACAGUGAGGUGUCCACCCUCCAGAACACGAGGAUGCUGACAUUCAAAGCCACAGCUCAGCUCUUCAUCUUGGGAUGCACGUGGUGUCUGGGAAUCCUGCAGGUGGGACCAGCUGCCCACGUCAUGUCCUAUCUCUUCACCAUCAUCAACAGCCUGCAGGGUGUCUUCAUCUUCCUGGUGCACUGCCUCCUCAGCAAGCAGGUCCGUGAGCAAUACAGGAACUGGUUGAGGAUCAAGAAAACCAAAGCCGAAUCUGAGAACUACACGCUCUCCAGCAGGACCAUGUCUGAUUGCAAACACAGUGAGGAGACUUAAAUUAACGACUAAAUCAGAUGAUCUUCUAUCCAGGUCGGCAAGGAAACUUCUGAACCGUCAUCUUUGGGAAAACUUCUAAAACAUGUUUUCAUGUUUGUUAUAGGAACUCUUCACAGAACCAUUGUGUAAGGAAGUAUGAUGGGAAUUCUUGAUAUUUAGAUUGCUGGAAGAAUUUUGCUUUUCUACUCCAUAUGGGAUGCUCACCUCACUCUCAGCAUAGUCAAAGGGCUCUGAUGCAAUUCCUCAGUUGCCUUAGAUUAAAUCACCUGCUUCAAACUUUUUCUACAAAGUUCCUCAAGUUUGUAGGUAUAUGAAGAUAUUUGAAGGUAUAUGAUAAGGAAAACGAGCUUCAGAAAACUGUCUUAAAAUACUGUAAGACAGGAAAGUAAGGUUCAAACACCUACAUGGAGGAUAAAAUUGCUAUGAUGUCCCAAAUUUUUCCUGGAUUUUGUCCUAAAAACACUUGAAUUUCAAGCAAUGGGACAGUUGGUUUCAAUACAUACAUGUUUCAACUUCUUCACCCUCCAUCUAAAGAUUAUUAACUUAGGCAUUAGAAAAAUAUAUUUUACUACUCACCAUAUGUGUGAGUGUUUGUAAGUCACUCAGUAGUGUCCAACUCUUUGUAACUCCAUAGUCCAUAGCCCACCAGGCUCUUCUGUCCAUGGAAUUCUCCAGGCAAGAAUACUGGAGUGGAUAGCUAUUCCUUUCUUCAGGGGAUCUUCCUGACCCAUGGACUGAAGUCUGGUCUCCUGCACUGCAGGCAGAUUCUUUACCAUCUGAGCCACCAUGGAAGCUUGGUACACACCAUGUACUGCACUAAAUUAAGAGAUCUAGUUUCUAAUUUCACAGAGCUUACAUGUUAAAGAAAAGGCUUUGUUAAGAGUAAAAUCAGAACCCUGUAAAUAAAUAAAAUCUCUACAUCCUUUCAACUGUAAGAUGUGCCAGGUUAGAAAGAGUAUAUUGCUACUGCACAUUUUUAAAGUUUUACUUACAUGUAUAACAAACUAUUUCAUUCUCAGAAUGUGAUCUUGGCAAGAUCCAAGUCCAGAGGGACAUAGAAAUGUCCCAUGGACAUCCACUGACCAGAUUUGUAUCAAUUUAAACCAAAUGGAAAAUGACUUUAAAUGAUCAUAACGUGUUAAAUUUAAAAUAUCCAUGAGUACAUAGUGAUACUUAACGUAUUUGAAAAUAAGUGUAGAAGAUAUGACAGAAGUAGAUAAUGACAAUUUUUCAGUAUCCAGUAAAUCACCACUAAAAGCACUGGGGCAAAUCUUGUGGAAAGAAUGGCCAAUCUCACAAUGCUAAAGAAUUCUCUUAAGUGAUUAUUGAUUUAUUACAAGGACCAAAGUGUAUUUUUAUAAUGUUAGAUCAGAUAGGCACCAAAUGAACUUAAUGAGCAAUCUUAGCAUCAAUAAUAUCAGUCUGAUGUUGUAUAGUUCCUGAUGAGACAUGAACUGAAAGCAUCCCAUUUGUGCUAAAUAAAGGUUCGUGUCCAUA
Molecule: messenger RNA, 3983 nt
Organism: Dama dama (fallow deer)
Lineage: Eukaryota; Metazoa; Chordata; Mammalia; Artiodactyla; Cervidae
Product: adhesion G protein-coupled receptor E2-like
Exons: 20
Coding region: 15-2486 (823 amino acids)
Biological process (GO): adenylate cyclase-activating G protein-coupled receptor signaling pathway; cell surface receptor signaling pathway
Cellular component (GO): membrane
Molecular function (GO): calcium ion binding; G protein-coupled receptor activity
Source: RefSeq, a predicted model, not a curated record